AUGGCUUCAGACGAGCAGAUCCGGGCUUUCAUCGCAAGACAUCACGAACUGCUGGACAGAGAACGCAACGCCGAGAUCGAACGCACCUCUUUGCUUCUCUCCAACUGCCCACCCAGACUAUUGGAACAGAAAGGCCUCUGCCUGGCCGGUCUUGGGACUGCUUCGGUAGGUGUAGGACUCGGAGGGAAGACUUUGGUUGAACUUGAGCGGCCGAGUGCCUAUCAUACGAGCCCGCUUUUUCCUCCACAUUCACUGAGACCAGGAGACCUUGCACGCAUACAAGACCACAAUGCCAGUGCAUCUGGGUCCAGUAAAAAGGCUGCAAAGUCGAAGAAGCCCUCCGAGAAUGGUAGAGUCAAAGCCGAAGGCGUCGAGGGGGUUGUGUACAAGGUCUCAGACACUCGCAUUGUGCUCGCCAUAGAUCCACCAGAAACCGGCGGAGAGGAUCUCAAUCUACCCGAUCGGUGCAGUGUUGUCAAGCUUGCAAACAGCGUCACUUAUGACCGGAUGGACAAGGCACUGACUCAACUUGAGAAGGUGAUCCUCCCUAACUCGGAGUCGAGGGAGGACAAGUUCUUGCCAAAGCAAACUCCACUCAUGCGAGUCUUGCUGGGAGUCGUUCCACCUUCGGAGAGGGUGGUUUUUAAGGACAUGAAGUUCUUUGACCCGUCACUAAACUCUAGCCAGCAAGAAGCCAUUCGCUUUGCUCUUGGUUCUCCAGAAGUGGCAUGCAUUCAUGGCCCUCCCGGAACUGGCAAGACGCAUACAUUAAUCGAGUUGAUUCGACAAUUGACCACCAUCACUCCAACAAAUCCGAGGCCUCAGCGAUUGCUCGUUUGCGGUGCAUCUAACUUGUCCGUGGACAACGUCUUGGAGAGAUUACUGGCUCUUCCCGCUCCAGAUAGUGGUCAGAAGCUGAAAUUCACCCGUGUGGGGCAUCCUGCACGGGUCAUGUCACAAGCCGACGUACUGGAUGCAACUUUGGAAGUAAAGGCGAGCAGGAGCGAUCAAGCCAUCCUAACGAAAGAUGUCAAAAAUGAGCUCGAGGCAACCCUCAAUACCCUCUCGGGAAAAGGGAAAGGAGGGAAGGGUAAAGCACCAAGAGGGAUAGAGAGGAAGAAGAUGUGGGAAGAUGUCAAAGCGUUGAGGAAGGAAUAUCGUCAACGUGAAGGUGGUAUCGUAGAAAGCGUCUUGAAGGAUUCGCAAGUCGUUCUAGCUACUUGCCACUCCUCAGGCGGACGGCAACUUCGCUCACAAGAGUUUGAUGCGGUGAUUAUCGAUGAAGCGACGCAGGCUAUUGAAGCUGUCUGUUGGAUCCCCAUUUUCAAAGCCCAAAAGUUAAUUCUAGCAGGGGAUCCCAUGCAAUUGCCGCCGACAAUCAUUUCCCUCAACCAAAAGGUCAAGGACAGUAGCAAGACAGCGAACGGCACCUCUCAGACGGACAGAUCGAAGACUGCAAAAGGCGCGCUGAAGGCUUCCGAUGAGCCGCCUGAAACACCACAUGUACCCUUGUCAGACCUUGCAUCCGACGAGGAAAAGGACGCGGACCAGAGCGACGAUGAGGAAGGAGACCCUGCGCUGACCGCAGAUCUAGAGGAGUCGCUAAAGGCCGUCCCGAAGGAUCCUCGGAAAGUUACAACCAAAGCUGUCUUGCGUCCCCCACGCACCCUGGAGACAACGCUUUUCGAAAGGCUGGAAAAGAUGUAUGGCCCGGGUAUCAAGCGCAUGCUCACUAUCCAGUAUCGAAUGCACGCGCACAUCGCCACCUUCCCCUCCAAAGUGAUGUACCACUCCCGGCUCAAGUCGCACCCAUCCGUCGCCGCGCACCUCCUGCGCGACUUGCGCGACACCCACGCAAACUCCGAAGAAGACGAGAAGGAGGUGCUGGGAACCCCCGUCGUGUUCUAUGACACCGCGGGAUGCGACUACUUUGAACGAUUGGAGGGCGACGGGGAGGAAGGCAGCCGAUGCAACGAAAACGAAACCUCAGUGGUGAAGAUGUGGGUUGAACAGCUGGUGAAUGCCGGAGUGCUUCCGGCGCAGAUUGCGGUCAUCACUCCAUAUCAGGCUCAAGUAACACUUCUGACCUCGCUUUUGCGACCCUUGUACGGCCCUGAGUUGGAAAUCGGAACCGUCGAUGGAAUGCAGGGACGAGAAAAGGAGGCUGUUGUCAUCAGUCUAGUACGGAGCAACGAGAAGCGAGAGGUCGGUUUCCUGAAAGACAAGAGACGCUUGAACGUCGCAAUGACCAGAGCAAGGCGGCAUCUGUGUAUCAUAGGAGACUCAGGAACCGUGCAGCACGGAAGUCCAUUCCUCAAGAAGUGGACGGCCUGGCUGGAAGCCAAUGCAGAUGUUCGGUACGCCGGUUUGGACUGA
Epithele typhae is the source of this 2376-nucleotide messenger RNA. Its product is annotated as P-loop containing nucleoside triphosphate hydrolase protein. The record is from RefSeq and is a predicted model, not a curated record. Gene Ontology annotation, molecular function: ATP hydrolysis activity; RNA binding; 5'-3' DNA helicase activity. Lineage: Eukaryota; Fungi; Basidiomycota; Agaricomycetes; Polyporales; Epitheliaceae. The coding region runs from base 1 to 2376 and encodes 791 amino acids. The transcript is spliced from 14 exons.